GUCGACCAACUCGUCCUUUUCCGGUGCGGCGUGUCACGGGCGUAUAGGUAAUAUUUUUCGUCUUUCAUUCUCAUCAUAAUACGUUAGUUUCAUCGACUGCGAGACAGUGUGCUGGCUUUCCAUUGGAAUGGGCGUAGUGCGUCGUUCAGUUGACGUCGUUUUUUCGACGUCGCGACACGGCAGUUAGUUGAAAUCUGGGAGAAAUAGCAUCGAUCGCAACGUCCUGCCCGAUAUCUAAUGGAAAACCCGCUUGCUGUGCUCCAUUUCUACAGUCUUCGCUCGUGUACUUUGCAUGGCGACAUCGUCUUUAGCCUUCUAGAAUCCAUUCAUCCAGAUGUCGAUCCAUUCCGUUUCGCCGACAAUUGUGUGAUUUUACCUGCUUAAUGAGGAAUGUGUGCUAGAAUUAAGCGCGAGUUCCUGAGCCCUCGAAAAAUUUGUUAAAUCGUACGGUAUGUAUUUAACAUUGUAACACGGGUCUCUUUUCAUUCUCGUCGGGUUUUCGGCUCUGAUCAUUCUCGUCGGAUUUUACUCUGUUCUGAUCAUUCUUGUCGAAUUUUGCUCGUUUCUUAUUUUCGUCGGAUUUUAUUCGUGUCUUCCACUAUUGCGAAAAUUGCAAAAAAUUAAAGACGAACAAUAUGUUCUACUGCGACUCGAUUAUUUAGAUGGCGAGAUUAUUUUACCGUAAAUGCGAUUAAUUCUUCGCAACGAUUGUUACGUAACCGUCUUCUUUAUUUAAUAUUACAGUAAUAUAUCUGUUCUUUAAAAUCAUUUGAUGUGUUUGUUGUAUUAUAGAAUCAACGUUGAAUUUUCCUCGUUUCUAUGCUAAAAUUACAAAAAAAAAUCAAAGCGUAGAAUUAUCGCAUAAUACGUAUAAAUAAUUUAAUAAUAAUGAGAAAAUAUUCUUCGAAGUGCCUAUGACGUAAUUGACUUCUAUUUAAAGCGACUUUUUGUAUUGUUAAAAUUUUUUUUGGAACAGUUUUUACCUGAAAUACAUGAAAAUUUAAAGAAAAAUUUUCUGCAGUAUCGAAGAAUAUUUUCAGACUGGCACCUGCGCCAUUUUCUACCCGUUAUUGCGCAUAUAAAGUACGCGAGGUAAUCGAAAAAGCGACGCUACGCCAAGCAUUCUGGGUAAAAUCGCGUGGUUGCUCAAAAUGGCUGUCCGACGAACGAUUUCCGUUUUACUGUCCGUGUUCAAUAUCGAUUCGUCCAACCGAGUAAAGUAGUAGUGCGCGAAUCGGUAAAUUAAUGCAGAAAAAAUUACAUGACAAUUUUUUUUUGGCAAUUUUGCUCUUUCAUCGCGGCAUUAUAUUGCAAUAGAGUUGCUAAUGUGAGUCAUAUUUUAUUAACAGUUUUUCCGGUAUACAUGGUACGCGCGCGCGCAUAUUGCUUUGGAUUAUGUAGCGCAUGCGCCAUCUUGUCUCCCUCUUCGACUUUUAUCCAAUCCUCGCUGCUGCAUCGCAACAUCUUUAUGCUGCGGCAAGAGGAGAUUGGUCGGGAUCGAAGAGAACGAGAUGGCGCAUGUGUCGCAUGACGAGACUUUGAACGGAAGGUGUGCGAGAAGUAGAGGGAGGGGGACGAAGAACCAGUCGAGAUCAUAAAAUGGCGGUCUAGCUCUCAGGUCUGUGACCAUACAGUACGCGAUACUUGGAUAAUUUCUCACGAUGUUGGAUCCCCAACAUCAAUAGUGGUUCAAUAUCACAAAUACGUGUACGCGCGACGCUGCUACGAUUAAAUUAGCGUGAUUUUGCGCGGAGUGCUCGGGAUACGCUGGGUCGUCGUUGCGACGCGUAGACGGAACCAUGCAGAAAACAGAAUCAGAAUCCGGUAAGGAAUCCGGAUCCGAUUCUGAAAAUGAGAGUAAAAGCGAUAGCUCUUCUUCCGGAAGCAACAGCGGCUCGGGAUCGGGAUCAGAAAGUGACUCCAGCUCCUCGAGCGGUUCCGGUUCCGGAUCAGGCUCUGAUUCUGAAAAGUCAGAGAAGUCAGACGCACCUGCUGCACAGAAUGAUAGUUUCCAGAGCAAAAGCUCGAAUCACAGCACAGAAACAAAGCUUAGAGUUAAGCAUGAGCCUACUCGCGAGUGGGACGAGAAUCCUGACAUAUACGGCAUCAGGAGAUCCGGGCGUUCUAGGAAGGAGCCUGAGAGACUCGCCACGAAUCGCGAGAGCGACAGCGAUAGUCGCAAGAAAUUUAAGAAGAAAGGUUCACACAAUUCGUGGAAUUCAGAGAGUUCAGAUUCAGAAUCUGAAGAAACUGAAAAUCGAAAGUCUCCACCUACUAAAUCUCAGAACAGACGUGCGGCGCAGAAGACGAAAGAGAAAGCUAGAGCGAUACGGAAGAAACGUAUCUCUGAAUCUUCUGAAAAUUCUUCCUUUGAUAGCGAUGACAAUAGGAGGCAAGUCACCAGACGAACAGGCACAACAGUUAGCUAUAAAGAGGAAAGUGAAGAAGGUACCGAUAGCGAUGAUUUGGUUGAGGUUGAAGAAUCGAAUGCUCCGUCCGCAGAACCCGAUAAUGCGGAAAGUAUUGAACAAGUUUUGGGGCAAAGAGUGGGCAAGAAAGGAGUUACCGGCAACAUAACGACAAUCUAUGCUGUCGAGGAAAAUGGCGAUCCUAAUCCAGCGGAUUUAAGUAAUUUAGAAACUGAAUUACAGUAUUGGAUAAAGUGGAAAGGCUGGUCUCACAUACAUAACACGUGGGAGUCGGAAGAGUCUUUGAAAACGCAGAAGGUGAAAGGAAUGAAAAAGUUAGAAAAUUUUAUUAAACGUGAGCGCAAAAGGGAGCAGGCGAGAGAAUACGCUGAGCCGGAGGAUAUAGAUUUCCUAGAGAGUCAACUGGAACUUACGCAAGAGCUUUUGAAAAGUUACAACAAUGUCGAGAGGAUUAUUGCUGAUUUUAAGAAACCAGAUUCAGAGCAUCCCGAUUACUUCAGUAAAUGGGAGAAUCUGUCAUACGCUGAGGCCACAUGGGAAGAUGGAGCUUUAAUAGAGAAAAAAUGGCCGGAGAAGAUAAAGGAAUUUCGUGAUAGGGAGGAUUCCAAGAGGACACCGAGCAAACAUUGCAAAGUCCUUAAAUCUAGACCCAAGUUCCAUCAAUUAAAAGCGCAACCAACUUACAUGGGCUUGGAAAAAGAAUUAAUAUUGAGAGAUUAUCAAAUGGACGGGCUCAAUUGGAUGAUCCAUUCCUGGUGCAAGGAAAAUAGUGUUAUAUUAGCCGACGAGAUGGGUCUCGGCAAAACGAUCCAAACGAUAUGCUUCCUUUACUAUCUAUUUCACGCGCAACAACUUCACGGGCCAUUUUUAUUAGUAGUUCCUCUGUCGACAAUGACUUCCUGGCAAAGAGAGCUAUCUCUGUGGGGUCCUGAAAUGAACGUCGUCACGUACUUAGGCGACGUCAGCUCCCGUAAUAUUAUUAGAGAAUAUGAAUGGUGCUACCGAGAUUCGAAAAGACUAAAGUUUAACGCUAUACUUACAACGUAUGAGAUAGUACUUAAAGACAAAGCAUUUCUGGGUGCCUUAAAUUGGGCAGUGCUGCUAGUGGACGAAGCUCACCGACUGAAAAAUGAUGAUUCCCUUCUGUACAAAGCGCUUACCGAGUUUCACACCAAUCAUCGUUUGUUAAUUACUGGUACCCCAUUGCAAAACAGCUUGAAGGAGCUGUGGGCCUUAUUGCACUUCAUUAUGCCUACGAAAUUUGCCUCGUGGGAAGAAUUCGAGAAGGAACAUGACAAUGCUGCGCAGAAAGGAUACUCCAAGCUGCACAAGCAAUUGGAACCGUUUAUCCUGCGCAGAGUCAAAAAGGACGUCGAGAAAUCCCUGCCCGCCAAAGUCGAGCAAAUCCUGCGAGUAGAGAUGACGUCCUUGCAGAAGCAGUACUACAAGUGGAUAUUAACCAAAAAUUUCGAAGCGUUGCGAAAAGGCGUGAAGGGAUCCACCAUAUCGUUUCUGAACAUCGUGAUCGAGUUGAAGAAAUGCUGCAACCACGCUUUCCUCACGAAACCCAUCGAGGCCGAGGAAAGGAGCAACGAGGAUUAUCUACAGCAAAUAAUUCGCGGUUCCGGCAAAUUGGUGCUCCUGGAUAAAUUACUGGUCAGACUACGUGACACCGGGCAUCGAGUAUUGAUAUUCAGCCAAAUGGUCCGGAUGUUGGACAUACUCGGCGAAUACCUGCAAAAGAGGCACUUCCCGUUCCAAAGAUUAGACGGAAGCAUAAAGGGAGAGCUGAGGAAACAGGCGUUGGACCAUUUCAACGCCGAAGGAUCGCAGGACUUUUGCUUCCUGCUGUCGACGCGAGCCGGCGGGCUCGGCAUUAAUCUUGCCACCGCGGACACUGUGAUAAUUUUCGAUUCGGACUGGAAUCCGCAAAAUGAUUUGCAAGCUCAAGCCAGGGCGCACCGAAUAGGACAGAAGAAUAAGGUCAAUAUCUACCGACUGGUUACGAAAAAAUCGGUCGAGGAAGAGAUCGUGGAACGCGCAAAGCAGAAAAUGGUCCUGGACCACUUGGUGAUACAGCGAAUGGACACAACUGGGCGGACAGUAUUAGAUAAGAAAAACGCGGGGACCAAUAGUAAUCCGUUUAACAAGGAGGAUUUGACUGCUAUUUUGAAAUUCGGCGCGGAAGAUCUAUUUAAAGACGAAGAAGGCGGAGACGAGGAACCGCCUUGUGAUAUUGACGAGAUACUUCGAAGAGCUGAAACAAGAGACGAAGCACCAACGACGGUGGGAGAUGAACUGUUGUCCGCAUUUAAAGUCGCCAGUUUUAAAACUGCCUUUGACGAAGACCUGGAGUCCACUAAUCAACCAAAUGACAACGACGAUGAAAGCAAAGACUGGGCGGAAAUCAUUCCGGAGAACUUCCGAAAGAAAGUGGAAGAAGAAGAGAAGUCGAAGGAAAUGGAGGAUCUCUAUCUACCGCCGCGUAGCCGGAAAACUCUUCAGCAAAUUAAUCAGAGCGACGGAAAAAGCAAAAAGCGUAGAAGAACGCAGGAUGACAGCGACGAGGGUGAAGAUUCGGGAAGCGAGGCGGAAGGCAGUGACGACGAAAGGCCCAAGAAGAGAGGUAGACCAAGAGUCACGCCACGCGAGAACAUCAAGAGUUUCACAGACAUGGAGAUCCGAAGGUUUAUCAAGAGUUACAAGAAGUUCCCGGCGCCUUGGAAACGAUUGGACGAUAUCGCGACCGAUGCGGACUUGCAAGAGAAGCCAAUGUCAGAAUUGCGUUUCCUGGUCGAACAGCUGAAGUCUCGAUGUGACGCAAGCUUGGUGGAGUUCGAGAAUAUCGCGAAGGAGAAUAAUAAAACCACCGAGAAGGAAGGCAAGGGUCCCGGUCGCAAGAGAGGACGGGGACCCACUUUUAAGAUAGGCGGAGUCAUGGUAAACGCGAAGUCCUUUUCAGCCGCAGUUAAGGAACUCGAGCCUUUGGAUCAAGCUUUGCCAUCCGAUCCUGAGCAACGCGCCAAUUGGCAUCUUGACAUUAAGUUGAAACCGGCGAAUUUCGAGUGCGAAUGGACUUCCGUGGAUGAUUCCAGAUUGUUAAAAGGCAUAUAUCAGCAUGGCAUGGGUUCGUGGGAAGCGAUAAAAAUGGAUGCUAGUUUGGAACUAGGAGAUAAGAUUUUUCCCAACGGUAGUAAAGUGCAACUUAAACGUGUGAACGCACGCGCGGAAUAUCUUCUGAAGAUUUUGAAGAAACAGAUCGAUCUUAAGUUGGGAGUGACACGAUUGAGAAAGCCGAGAAAGCCCAAGGAAGCGAUUACUAAAGAGAUUGUAGAAGAUAAUGACAGUUCCGGUGAUGAAAAUAAGAAAUCAAAAUCGAAGGCUGAUAAAUCUGCGAUGAAGAAAGAGGAAGAGACUGCUGCAAAGGAGAUCAAGGAAGAAGCCGAUGACCUGUCCGAUGAAAAGAAGAAGGAUAAGAAAGUUAAAAAAGAAAAGAAAGAGAAUAAGAAGGCGAAGAAAAACAAGCAAGCCGCGGGUCCCAUGCACUUCACUGCAAAUAAUGAACCAAGGGCUUUGGACGUACUAGGCGAAUUGGAGCCUAAAAUAUUCGACGAGUGUAAGGAGAAGAUGCGGCCAGUAAAGAAGGCAUUGAAAGCCUUGGACAAACCGGAUAUGUCUUUGAGCGAGGAAGAGCGAGUCGCUCGUGCGCGUCGAUGCCUCUUUCAAAUUGGAAAUCACGUUCAAACAUGCCUUGAAGAAUAUAAAGAGCGCGAUCAAAUCGAAGAAUGGAAAAGUCAUCUUUGGGAUUUUGCCUCGAAAUUCACAAAUUUCAAGGCAAAAAAGCUUUAUAGAAUGUACAAGAAUUUAAUGAAACAGAGUGGCGACAGCAAUGGCGGUUCCACAUCCAGCCCUGACAAAAAGGAAGAUGCUUCCAACGCUGUGAAGAAACACAGUGAAAAAUCAUCCUACGAUAAACAUAUCGACAAGCAACAGACAUCGGAUAGCGUUAAUAAGGACAGGAAGCGUAAAGUCGAUGAUAUCGAGGAGAACUCGAAUAGCAGUAUACAAAGUAAGAAACAUCUCUCGAGUAUUUCUGCUGUCAGCAGCAAUCUCAGCAGCACGUCCGCGGUUACUAUCGGUGCUAUUACGAUUACUCCUAUAACGUCAAAUUCCACCUCGAGUGCCACUAACAGCAUAGACGUGUCGCGACAUAAAGAGCAAAAAGAGUCGAAGCACAAAGAUAUGAAAAGGGAUAGAGAGCGCGAUAGAGAUAGGGAUAGAGACAGGGACAGAGGACACGACAGGGGUAUGGAUAGAAUAAGCGGAGGAAAGGACGAUAGGAUUAGGAGAGACGGCGGAGGAUACAACAUGGGGCAUUAUAGCGGCAGCAGGGAGGACGAUCACUGGUUGUCAAGAGAUGGAAGGGACAUGAGAGACAGAUUCAGCGAUCACAAACGCGACCGCUUCGAUCCUUACAGCCGAAUGUCCGGCAGUUAUCACAGAGAUAGAGACAGAGACAGAGAUCGAGAUCGUGGUAUGCAUAUGAAUGAUAAGAGAAGUGACUAUUAUCGGUACUCGACGGUGGGACCAUCCAAUUACGGAUACGGACCAGGCUACGGUAGUAGCAGCGGCGGCGGUGGUUAUCCUUCCGUGGAUAUCGCUCCAGGUCACUUCAGAGGUCGAGGUUAUCCAGGAGACGGUUACUCCAACGAUUGGCGGCCGAGCAAGGAUUACAGGCGGGACUACGAUAGAAGACCACCGCCACCAAACGCUAACUCCUAGUGGAUCGUUUUUCCUCGGAUGUGACACGGUCACACAGAUAGAUAACAGGAGAAACGUCUUGUACAUAGUUUUUAUCGCGAGUGAGAGCGUUUGUGAUAGCGCUAGCUGUGCGUCUCUAAGAUAAAUUACAAUGUGGAAAAACCUAACCUAACUUGUCUAAAUUGUGCCGAAUUCUAUUUGCAAUCACAUAUGAAUUUUACGAAUAACAUCCCUUUUUGUUGAUAAAAUCGUUCCGUCUCGCCAUAUUUGAAUUCGAUUUUAUCAUAAUGUAAUUUGAUUCAUAUUUAUUUAACGGCAAUGUGUAACUUUAUAAAUAUGUACGGUUUUUAAUGUCGCGUGGAUGUGGUUCAAUUGACGUCUCCGAAUUGUUUAAACACUUUCGCUCCGCAAAACGGUCUAUGCCGUUAUCUUUAGCAUCGUUGUCGACUCUAUAUAAAUCGGUGUUUAAAAAAAAAUCUUGAUACUUGUUAGAGUUGUGUGUAACUACCUCUUGGAGUAAACUGUUGAAAGCGAAAACGUCGCAUAUCGUUGCUAGAAUCCUUCAGAAUCCUAUCAAAAUGGAGUAUUCGUCAAUUGUGACGUCGAUUGUGCCGUAUCCUCAUACUUUUCGUUGUGUAACGAAAGUAAAUUGCUUCCGCGCUAUGCGCCAUCUUGCAUUUUCGAUACUUAUACACGUGUAUAUUUUGUUUAGAUAGCUCGCGCACAUAAUUGCCUCGAAUUCUCGACGAUAAUAUUUACAUGAUCAUACCUGUGUUAUUUGAGAAUUACCUGAGAGAGUUCACAAAUUAUCCAUACUAACAGAAUACCGGUCUGAACGCAGUAGACAUGGACAUGUUGCGUUAUAGCACAGUGUCCGUGAAAUUGUACAAAAUGUGUAUUAAUGUUGUCGCAUAAAUUUUCUAUAAAAAAAAGAAGGAAAAAACAUUGAGACGUGAAAGAAAUAUCAUGUUCCAGAGAUGCAAGUAUAUAGAACUGUCCGACCGAAAUCAGCAAUGUGUGCUUGAUCGAUUAUAUUUGCUAAUAAAAUUUCGGCAGCAGAAAUGAUUGACAAUUAUAUUCAGUAAUCAUAAAACUAUAUGCAAAUCAAAGAAAAAGUACGAGACCGCAUCUUUUUUUUUUUCAUAGUCUUCUGACAUUUGUGAUUUAAAGAGAAUGAAAAUAGGUACGAAUAUACUAUUUUUGCGUUCAUUAUUUUACGGUACCAUAGUUUUGUAUCGUAAAAUUUACAAUGUGACAUACUUGUAAAUAUUAGCGUGUAAGAUCGACAAUUAUACUCCGUUCGUAUCGAACUGUUGGAUCACCGAUAUGGCAUUGCGCUUUCUUUAUUUAACAUAGAGUACGGUAGGAGGUUUGCUACCUCAACUUGUUUCAAUCUAAAGGAAUAAGCAAAUGAAAGGAUAAAAAGGGGGAGGGAUUUUAGAUUAUCUGUAAUCGAGAAACUCUUUCGAAGGAAUAUUAAUAUUUUUUAAUCGAAAGAAUUUCAGUAAUUUGGACCGAUUAAUCGUAGAUGUUAUUAAUCACUUUAUUCCAAUUAAUAAUGAACAUUUUUAUAUUCUUAAUAAAAAAAUAUGAAAGUUUAUGAAAGAGCUCUCGUCGUAAUUAUCAUUCUUAUUCUCAAGAAGGAAGAGUGACAUUAACUUGUGAUUAUGUCAACUGCUGAUUUUUCAUAAUAUUGAAAAUGUACGUUAUUUUACUCAAUUCGAAAUUGCAUGUAAACUGCAUGUAUAAAGUAAAUCGUUUUAUAUAUAUUUUACGCCUGUCAAACCGAUUUUUGCAAUCUUCAUGUGCAUUUGUGUAAAUAGUAGCAUAUAUUGCAUGAAUAAGUGAAGCAAUGUUCGCAGAUUCAAAGAAUAAGCACUAAUUCAUAUAUUUUGCGUUUUUGAAUAAUUUCGCUCGAGAAUAGAAAGACGCUAAAAAUCGAAUCGUAAUAGAACUCUGUUAGCUUAGAGAUUUUUAUUUGCGAGAUACAUCUAUAAAAAAAAGCUGUUUUAUAAUUUAUUACUGAUGAGUAUCUAUUAUAAGAAACAGCGACUACAAUAUCAGUUAUAAAAUGAAAGAAGAGUUGAAAGGGGAAGACAUGCUGUAAAUAUUCAACCGGAGAACAAAAUAAAUAAUAUAGCGAAAUAGUUUAAUAUCGUGCAUAUAUUAGGUACACGUAAAACAACAUAUUACAUUAUGUAAAGCGAUUAUGAUAACGUAUUUUAUCUAUAUUGUAGAUUAUUUAGCGUUUCUGAAAAUAUAUCUGCAGAAAAGUUUUU
Linepithema humile (Argentine ant) is the source of this 9469-nucleotide messenger RNA. It is a transcript of the gene Chd1, whose product is annotated as chromodomain-helicase-DNA-binding protein 1. Gene Ontology annotation, cellular component: nucleus; chromatin. Lineage: Eukaryota; Metazoa; Arthropoda; Insecta; Hymenoptera; Formicidae. The record is from RefSeq and is a predicted model, not a curated record. Gene Ontology annotation, biological process: regulation of transcription by RNA polymerase II; nucleosome organization. Gene Ontology annotation, molecular function: DNA binding; ATP-dependent chromatin remodeler activity; chromatin binding.